CGGCAACGUCAUUGAUGGUGAUUAUGUACAUUUUUGAGGUUGUCAUUAUCAAAAUAUAUUUGUACAUGGUGAUAUUGUGUCAAAAUUGGUUAUUGCUUCUCUACAUAUCCGAGAAAUAGAAAGGUCCGAAGAUUAAAAGAACUAAAGGAACUAUCGAUCACUCCAUUAGGGCUUGCGCAAUGUCUGGGCGAAUUCCGCAUCGAGUUUCUCUAUUUACCUCGAAGAUGUAAAAUGAAAACCAAACGCUGUGAAGCGCAGAAAAAAUGUGAGAAAGUGUAUUUUAGUUAGUUGCGAACAGUUUUCUUACGCAUAAGACACAGCUUUAAAUUAUAUUUAAAUCGUUGAUGUUUAAAUAGUUAUACGAAAAGUUAAAAAUGGGAAAUUUACAAACUGGAGAGACGAAAUCUACAAAAAGCAAAAUAAAAUCUAAAGUGAAACUCGGAGGUAAGAAAAAAGGUAAAUUAGAAGAUAAUUUUACUGCCGUAGUACCCGAAGAUCAAGAUGAACUAUCAAAUAAUAUUCCAACGACCUUCACGUCCAUUCCCGAGAACGAAGUAUUUAAUAAGGAUUAUAUACGAGGUAAUAAUCAAUUAAUCGACGACACUGGACAAAAUUUAUGUACUACAAAAAGAUUUAAUGAUGUUUGCGACCAAAAUAAACCUACCACACCUCAAUCCAGUUCGGAAUCGUAUUUUACGAACCCACAAACGCCAGUCGGUGUUAUCAACAACAUCGAGAAACCCACCAAACUAGAUAUAGACCUACACAACGGUACAGAAACUUUUCUGCACAAUUUAACUCUGAACAGUUUUAAGCUCAAUGAGUACAGAGCCAGACAUGAGGAAGAAAAGACUAAAAAACUUAGUAAAUUAGGUGUUUCUAAGACGAGUCAAAUUAGUUUAGAUAGUGAUCCAAAUGAGUGUUUUGUAUCUGACAAUGUCGAAGUUGUCAGUCAAAUUCAUGCAGAUAGUGGGUUCGUCGAUCCUUUCUUGGAAAAUGAAGAGAAUGGAAAGUUGAGAAGUUUAUCUUCAGGUGAUGAACUCAACGACGUUCCACAAGUAGUUAGGAAAAUGUCUGAUGUUGGUGUUAAAAAUGCUAUACCAGAAUACAAAAGAAAUAUGUCCGUUCCUCUCGACAUGCCUGAACCUGAGGAACAAGUUAAGUUAAAAAAAGUAGCAUCCUUUACUUUAAGUAGAACAGAUCUAGAAGCGAGAAUUACAAAACCAAAAUUUGUUCCAGAAAAACUAGACUUUCAACUAUAUGAAAAAUUUGAAGGUCAUAUGUUAGUUAAUUGGUGUUUGUCUGAGAUUAACGAAAAAAACUCAAUAAGUAAGGAAAUAAAUUUUCAAGAAUUAAAAAUAUUAGUCAUUCAAUUCUGUACUCACCUAUUGGCAGCGGGAGUUCUAAAGCAGUUACCUGACAAAGAAGUCCCGAUGUAUAAUAUAUUUAAGCCUGAUUUAAUAUACUUCUGGACGCAUACCGAAGCCCCAGCAGCUGUUCCUCAAACACCCGGCAGGCUUAGCAUGAUAUCGUGGCCGCCCAUGUCUCCAUCUGAAAAUCUUAUGUCGCCUUAUGAAAACGAACCAAUAUCAGCACCUUCAAUCAUAGACGAAAUUCUUAAACCUAGACCAGAACUAAGGAACUCGGCACGAGAUGUAGAAAUAUUAAGUUUGGAAGAUGAAAUUAAACGACUCAAGCAAGAAAUCGAAAAAUAUAAAACGUUAGUUGAAAUUCAAACCCUUACAAAGAAUGCUGUAAUAGAUUUUUCUUCUCCUGUAGAAUCGCCAAGUAUAGAAGAAAAAUUGUCUGAAAAAUUUAUGAAACUUAAUAAGGAAGUAAUUAAAAAGGAUAUUUCGAUUCAAACAGAAGAAAUUGAUGGUAUAAAAAAACCUAGCACAGUUUCGAGGUCAACUUCUUGUGAUGACUCGUUUACAAACAAUUUGACACAAAUUUCAAUACAAUCACAAUGCAAUAAACCGCAAUUGCUCACUGAAAGUUCGUAUAUACCACCACCUCCUCCCAUGCCAGCUCCCUUAUCGUCAGAUAGCUCAAUACAAUCCCCUUUACCUCAGUUACAAAGUAUGACAACAACAUCAUUACCAACAACGAAUAAACCACCCCCUCCCCCUCCCCCACCACCUUUGCCAAUGACUGGAAUACCAGCGCCCCCACCACCACCUAUGCCAUCCACGCAACCAUCAUUAGGAGCGCCACCUCCUCCGCCCAUGCCAGGUAUGCCCCCUCCACCACCUAUGCCAGGAAUGCCAGCGAUACCUCCACCGCCGCCUAUGACAGGAAUGCCACCACCGCCACCUAUGCCGGGAAUGCCUCCUCCGCCACCUAUGCCAGGUAUGCCAGCACCCCCACCGAUGCCUGGUGUACCUCCACCUCCCCCUGCGCCAGGAAUGUCUGGACCGACGCCGUUACCAGCUCCCCCAGUUGGUGGAUGGAGCUCGCAAAAAGCAGUACUCAGAAAGCCAGCCCUCUCCCCCAAAGUACCAAUGAAACCCCUCUAUUGGACCAGAAUCAUAGCCACUUCUGACGAACCUGACAACCCUGAAAGAUCGAGCGCCCUUUGGAAAGAAAUUAAUGAAAUUCCCAUAAACGACAUUCCAGAUUUCACCGAUUUGUUUUCUAGACAAGUAGUAACCAAGAAACCGACAAUAAAGAAACAAGAAAGUAAACCUAAAGCAGCUGCUGUUAAGUUGUUAGACAGUAAAAGGUCACAGAAUGUGGGUAUAUUGGCACAAAGUUUAAAAACGGAUAUUCAGGAAAUAGAAAAUGCAAUCUACAAUUUUGAUACCUCGGUUAUAGGUUUAGAAGCAUUGCAUCAGAUUUAUGAAGUGAGAGCAAAUUCGGAGGAACUGGAAAUGAUUAAGGCACAUUUGGAAACAUCGCCUAAUAUUCCACUAGAUAAACCUGAGCAAUUUUUGUACGAGUUAUCCGAGAUAUCCAAUUUUGCAGAGAGAAUAUCCUGUCUGAUGUUUCAAGUAGAACUAGACGACUCAAUAAAUACAAUUAGUCAUACUCUAACCAAUAUAAAGACAACCUGUGAUUUUUUAAUGAACAACCCCGAACUAAAAGAAAUAAUGGCGAUCAUAUUAACCUUGGGAAAUUAUAUGAAUGGUGGAAACAUGGCCAGAGGACAAGCAGACGGGUUUGGUCUAGAAAUUUUGUCCAAACUUAAAGAUGUUAAAUCGAACGACUCCAAAAUUACACUUCUUCACUACGUUGUCAAAGUUUAUAUGAAAAAAAUUAAAAACCCCUUCGAAGCCAACCUGCCUCUACCGGUACCUGAACCUGGUGAUAUUAGACGAGCAGCUGCUGUUAACUUCGAUGAUGUAAGGUUGGAUCUAAAGAAGUUACAAAAACAAUUGGAAGUCUGUGAACAGAAGACACAAAGGAUAAUAGAAACAUCUUCGCCGGAAAAUCUCCAGCCAUUUAAAGAUAAGAUGUCUGUUUUCCUAGACCAUUCGAAGAAACAGUUGGCUGCUGAAUGGGACACGCUGGAAGACUGUCAUAAACAAUUUAUAGCUACUAUGAAAUUUUAUUUAUUUAAACCCAAAUCCGGAAGUUUAGAGACAUUUGCUCCCAAUAUGUUCUUUGAACUCUGGUUGCCUUUCUGUGAUGAUUUUAAAAAUAUAUAUAAAAAGGAGCUAAUGCGAUUAGAAAAGGAGAAAAUUCAAGAAAUUAGACGAAAAGAACAAGAAAGAAUAUCGGAAGUAAAGAAAAUAAAAGAGAGAGAGAACGGACUGAAAGCCAAAAUAAAAAGAGUUAAACACAAGCUGCAAACUAACACGUGAUUUUUAUUAUUAUAUUAUUCUAUAUAUUUUAUUUAUUUAUUUCGAAUAUUUUAUUUGUAUCCGUUGUUACAAUGUUCUAGAAGUUUACGAAUAAGAAAAAUAAAUUUAUUUUUAUAAA
Molecule: messenger RNA, 3921 nt
Organism: Diabrotica balteata
Lineage: Eukaryota; Metazoa; Arthropoda; Insecta; Coleoptera; Chrysomelidae
Source: the annotation of a GenBank genome assembly